CGCGGCAGGUGACAACCACCCACCACCGGCUCCUCUUGGCAGGGGUUUAACGCUGCAAGUUUGAACCGAAAACCUACUCCUUUCACCUAGUCCACCACAAUAUAUACAUAACGAAGCCAUGUCUUCGGCCAGCCGAGCCGGACUACAGCAGCAUGGCGACCCAGGUCAGAGCGGCAGAGACCUGGCUGGAGGGAUAAUGUACACAGAAAAGCUUCCCGAGCUCCAACCCUCCAGAUGUUUACCAAAGCCAGCGGCCAACGUCAAAGAUAAGCAGACGCCGCUGAAGAACCAGCUCCGCCUCCUCCACACUCAGCCCGGCCGCGCGUGGAGACCGGCCCGCCACGGGAUGCUCCUCCCGGGAUGGGACACGCCGCCGCCGCCCCCGCCCUCGUCCUCCUUUCAUCAGCGCGCACCGCGGGAGGAUCGACUCCCAAAGCGAGCGUAUGCAAACACUUUACCGGAGCUACCGGCACAUGUCAAGGAAAAGAGGGCCCAGCUGGUGCAGAGAGGCGUCGCCGCGCCGACCCCCUGUCCGCCCAAUCAGCCGCCCGCCUCCAAGAGAACCAGGAGGCAGUCCCUCUCCGGCCUCUCCCGGGGCUCCCCCGCCGCCCGGCCCUCGCCCGCCCCGCCGGCGGCCGCCCUGAAGCGACCGCGCCCCAGCGGCGAUGUGGGGGCGGCGGCGGCGGCGGUGGGGGGGGACGCGGCUGUCCUCAGCCCCCCCGACAUCAUCAGACUCAUCCGGAGCAAACCGGACGUCGGCUUCCUCUACAUGACGUCGGCCGUGCCCAGGUCCUCCAUUGACUACGACCCUUUCUACCUGAAAAUCGUAACGUACGAGAACCUCCCCAAGCACGACUACCUCACGGUGAGCCUGGAAGGCGUGCUGUCCGUGACGGAGGACACGCACGACCACGUGCCCCUGGAGCGCUGGGAGCAGGAGUACCACCUCCACCGCCGUCUGCUGCUCAUCCCCACCUUCGCCCGCUUCCCCAAGUGGAGGGCCUUCCGCCUGUGGCGCGGCAACGUGCGCGCCAACAAGAUCCACAAGGACAGGGAGUCACUGCAGGAGAGCCUCAUCAUCGUCAACAAGUCUCUCCGCCCGGCUCUGAUGGACAUACGGGAGAUGUGUUACCGCCUCAGCGACCUGGGUCUGUGCCACAGCGAAGCCGACCGCACCUACGGCCUGCGGGAGUUCCAGGAGAUCCAGCACCGACAUCUGGAAGAGGUGUCUUCGAGGCUGGAGGAGUUUCGGGAGCAGGUGAAGGCGGUGGCCAUGGACGCCUGCCGCAGCGCCAUGCGAGAGGAGGGAUACACACCGGACUCUGACCAAAGGAGGCUGAGCUAUAUGGAAAAGCUCAAGAAGCAACACCACUGCAUUCGCCUCACGUGCUUUGUGCGGCUGAUUGACUACUUGGUGGUCCACACCAUGUACACCCUGAUGGCGAACUCUGUGGCCGGACUGCUGACCGCCUUCCAGGACCAGGUGGGUCAGACCCCCGGGCGGGCCAGCAUCCAGCGCUGGGGCCAGCGUGAGACCACCACAGAGGCCCCCUCUGAAGAGAAGACGGAGGGGACGGAGCAUCCGGAGGAGGAGGUGGUGGAGAUGGAGGAGGUGGAGGAGGGGCCGGUGAGAUGCUGUCCACACUGUGAUUUAAAGAGCAUCCUAGCGGGGGUUCCGUCGUGAAAGGCUUCACCUCGCGGGAGGAUUGGCUCUUAAACACCAGACGGCGCGCGUGUGUGUGUGUGUGUGUGUGUGUCUGUGGUC
This is a messenger RNA of Gadus morhua (Atlantic cod), 1765 nucleotides long. RefSeq names its product dynein heavy chain 6, axonemal-like. The coding region runs from base 119 to 1684 and encodes 521 amino acids. The transcript has 10 exons. NCBI's taxonomy places the organism in Eukaryota, Metazoa, Chordata, Actinopteri, Gadiformes, Gadidae. The record is from RefSeq and is a predicted model, not a curated record.